Molecule: messenger RNA, 13963 nt
Organism: Aedes albopictus (Asian tiger mosquito)
Lineage: Eukaryota; Metazoa; Arthropoda; Insecta; Diptera; Culicidae
Product: arrestin domain-containing protein 3-like
Exons: 9
Coding region: 4037-5236 (399 amino acids)
Biological process (GO): protein transport
Cellular component (GO): cytoplasm
Source: RefSeq, a predicted model, not a curated record
AGUACAAGACACUGAAGAGGGUUUUACACUUGAGGUGAAAAACGUAUCUGUCAAAGGAUGCAAAUUCUUAGUGGAAUUCAAAGGAAUAUUACUUAACACGAUUUUGUUUUUACUUACAGAUAUUCCUCUAACAAGCCCAGGUUCAUCAUCAUAAUCUAGAUUCUAUCAAAUAUCUCUGUAUUUGACAAAUAUCGCGAAAUUUCUCGAAAAUUCAACAAUUCCGGAAUCGUCGCCAGAGGUUGUUUUGGAAUUUUCCAGACGUCGUUCCAGGAUUUCAAUUGCAGAUUCUCCGGGGUUCCGCCCGGGUUUUCUCACGAUUCUCGCGAUCUUCCUCCUAAAACUUCUAUCGGAAACGCUACAGGAAUAUUUGGAAUUUAUUUUGGAGUUCUUCUCGAAAUUUCAACCGGAAAUUCUCCUGGUAUUCACCUUUCCAAAGUUUUUCUAGGAUUUCUACCUUUCUGAAUUGUACCCGGAUUGACUUCCAGUAGUUCUUGGAAGAAUUUCUAAAGAAAUGAGUAGAGAUCCGAUUCCUCCCAGGAUUUCUCCAAUAUCCCCUCUCUUGAAUCCCCUAGAAUGCCUCGAAUGAUUUUGCCCAUAAUUCCUUGUGAGAUUACCCACGGAGUUACUUUCGGAUGAGUUUCCGAAUUCUCCCUGGAAAGUUUCUACCGAAUUUACUAUCGGUUUUUUUUUUUGAGACGAACGAGAAAAUUCUCUUCAUAUUUCCCACGAGAAAUCCUGAUAGAAAAUACGAUAAGAAAAAGUGAGAAAUUCCAGAAGUGAUCCUAGGAAACCUCUUGGAAAGAAAUCGUGAAUCUAGCAGACAUCCUGGAAAAACCGCUGAAUAAAAUCGCGGAAGAAGCCCUAACUGUUCUUAGAAUACCAGGAGAAAUUCUAGACCAAAAAUGGAAUCCCGGAAGAAGGUAUUAGAGGAAACCCAGAAGGAACUCAUGGGAGAGUUUCUUGCAAAGCUGAUGGAAUUACUGAAGGAAUUACUCAAAGGAGCUCCUGUAGGAACUUCGAAAGAGACUCCGUGAGUAAUUCCAUAAGGAAUAAUACCAAAAAAUGUCUAGAGGAAUUCGUAAUCAACUUCUGGAAGAUUUUCAUCCCAGGAACAUCUGGGAGAAUUAUAAAAUGAACUUGCGGAGAAAUUUUGGUAGAAACUUCAGGAGGAACCUAGAAAAGAGUUCCGAGAGAAAUCCAGGAUUAAGUUCUUGAAAAAAAAUAAUCGAGAAGCUAUUUCACACAGAACCUCGGGAGGAAUUCCUGGAGGAAACCUAAAAGAAGUUCCUAAAAGAAUCCCGUAAAUUCUCCUCGAGGACUCAUAGAAGAAGUUCAUGGAGGAAUCCCGGAAGAAGUUCUUUGAGAAACACCGGGUAAAGCUUUUGGAAGAUUCCCAAUAGAAGCUCCCAGAGAAAUACCAGAAGGAGUUCCUGGAGGAACCCAGGAGAGAAUUCAUGAAUAAAUCCCGAAAUCAGUGCCAGAAACAAUCCUUAAGGAAGCUUCCGGAGCAGUCUCAGACCCCGGAAGGAGUUCGCGAGAGAAUCCCGGAAGAAGUUCCAAGAGAAACCUCGGAGGAAUAGCCAAAGAAUUCACAAAAGUAGUUCUUGGAACAACAGAAGUUUUUGGAGGAUUCCGGACAGAUUCCUUGAGGGAAUCACCCAUAGAAUUCCUGAAGGAAUCCCAAUGGAAUUUUGGAAUGAAUCCUUGCAGAAAUUGUGCAAGGAGAUCCUGGAGAAAUCCCGAAAUGAAUUAUUGAAACAAUCCAAGAAGAAACUUGUGAAGGAUCCCGGAUGGAGUUUCUAGUGAAACUCCUAAAAUAAUCCCGGAUGGACAUUCCGGAAGAAAUUUGUGUAGGAAUCCCUGUGGGACAUCCUGGAGGAAUCCCUGAUUAAACCUGUUUAUGAAUCUCAGAAGAAGUCCUAGAGUCCUAGAGGGAAAAUGUUAAGAAAUUUUAAAUAAUUCACCAAUCAGAAGGGUCUCAUAAGAAACUCCCUGGAAAUCCCAGAAUAAAUUUCUGAAGGAGUUCUGAGACAAGCUUGUGAAGGACGUGUAGAAAUAAUUCCUGAAGGAAUUCCAGUUGGAAGGAAUUCCAGAAGCUGCUGGAGUGGUGUCAUCAUCAAGUCAUAAAUCAGCAAACGUUCCCACUCAGGCAAACCCCACAUUUUGAACUCAAUCAAACCAUCCAUGGAAGCUGACGAAAUUUCGCUAAGUGUGAAUCGUGAACAACAAGGCCACGAAAUGGCAAAGACAAAACAAAAUUUACCUUAACAACCGCGGCGUGCGGUUCCCAUAUUCAAUGACGUUCAUUUUUUGACAAUUCGGGUAACAGUAAUAUGAGAAUGGAUACUUUACCGAACAAUACUUCAACCGGUCGUGUUCAUAAAUCUAACUUUGUUGAAAAAAAAAACAGCACACUUAUUUUCCUAAUAUUUCUAGAACGAUAUGUAUAAAUACUUUGAUGCCUAAAUAUUCAAAUAUUCUUAGUUUUACAUACCACAUCAUUAACCAGUGUGGCACACAAAGUUGAUAACUAAAUAACCAAUCCUUGAAAGAUUUAAUAUUCUGAACUUGAGUUAACAUUGAUUGACAAAAUGCACUACCUUGUUGGCUAGAAAGUAACUUUACUCCAACGUCGAGCGUAUAGUAGAACACCAUUUUCGUCGGUCUUAGGCAAAUAUGUGCCUCCAAUUUCCCCGAAUGUGUAGGGAUCGCAGAGUUUCUUCAACCCCGUGUAGCCAGCGCCGUUCGUGGCCGCCCACGAAGUCGCUGACCUCUACCUGUUGAGUAUUCUUUUCGCUAUUCUUUCUUCCGACAUUCGCACUACUUGACAACCCCACAAAAGUCUGCCGUAUUUUAUACGUUUCACACUAUUUGCAUCUUUGUACACUUGGUAUAACUCGUGCUUCAUGCGUCUGUGCCACACUCCGUUUUCUUGUUUCUCGCCGGAAAUUGUUCGCAGCACUUUGCGCUCAAAGACUUCGGAAGCUUUUCGGUCUCUACCUCAUUUAACGUCCAUGCCUCGUGACCCUUGAGAGCACCCGGUAGAAUCAACGUCUUAUAUAGAGCGUCUUAUAUAAGCUGGUUAAGCAAUCCGUAAAAGGCCCUAUUCGCAGCUAAAAUACUCCUUUUUACUUCACGGGAAACGUCAUUGUCACACGUUACUAGUAUUCCAAGAUUAACAAAUUCUCUAAGAACUUCAAACACAUCCCAAUCAAUCACUACCUCAGCACUAAUACCACUAGGCCUGCAUCUGUCUCUAUGCGCUAUCGUGUACUUUGCUUGGUAGAGUUGAUUGUCAAGCCUAUACUCGCUGUCUGUCUCUUCGGGAGGAGCAUAAGCUUCCUCCACUGCCCCACGAUCGAUGCCGAUGAGAUCAAUAUCGCUCGCAGCAUCACCCUGCUUCAAUCCACCCAAGGUCACAAAAGAGGUAGACACUUCCUCUGCGAUCCGAAUAGUUGAUUUUGAUGCAUCAGCGUAGGGUGCAUCAGCCUAAUUAGUUUCGCCGAAAAUCCAUGUUCUGACAUUAUCUGCCAAAGCCCAUUUCUUUUCACUGACUCGUAGACUGCUUUAAAAUCAAUGAACAGAUGGUGAGUCUGCCAGUUAUAUUCCCGAAAGAUCCGUCGUAGAUCGGCCCUCACGAAAACCAGCCUGGUAUUCGCCGACGAAGGACUCCUCAAGAGGUCUCAAUCUGUUGAACAGGAUACGCGACAGUAUCUUAAACGCUGAAUUUAAAAGGUUGCUCCCGUACGUGCUUAAGAAGUUCGAAUCGGACUUCUACUGUGGUGAAUUCACAGCGAAUGACAAAUUUCUCGCCAAAAAUAGCUGAACAUUAAAUGUAUACUAACCCUAUGGGGUGCUGUACCGGUAGCCGCAUCCGUGGUAUCCAAACUCUAUAACAUUGAAGUGAAAAUCCAUAUAAAUAAAGACACAAAGGACGAAAAGCACAUAUCAGUGAGUGAAACGUUGAAUUGGCAGCCCGCUUAAAGUGAACGAGAGUGUGCCCCGUAGUGACAUCACGGCGGAGGGCUGAAACACGAUGGAUUACAUAAAGGAGCUGGAUAUUCGGCUUGACAAGGAGUACUACUACGCCGGUGAAGUACUCUCCGGGAAAGUGAUAAUGCACACAACCGAGAAUUUCAAACUUAAAUCUAUCCGUCUGCUUCUUCGAGGAAAAGCUCACGUCGAGUGGAAGGUGUUUGUAUCCGGAGAUAAGAGAACGGUGAAGGACGACCAGCUGUACAUUGACGAGCGGGCGGUGAUAUGGGGCGAGCGGGCCGGCGAAGGGCUAGACGUCACCGUCCCAGUGCUGAUCCGCGGUCAGCAUCAGUUCCCCUUCCGCUUCAACAUCCCGGAAACCAACCUGCCCUGCAGCUUCGAGUCACGUGCCUGUUACAUUCGUUACUUUGUUAAGGUUACAAUCGACAUUCCCUAUGCUUCGCCUCCGCAAGGUAUCAAGUAUUUCACCAUCGUGGGACCACAUAUCGACUGCAUGGACGAGCAAUAUCUGAAACCAAUUACGGCUCAGGAUAAGAAAGUGAGAUGUUGCCUGUGUUGUGCCAAAGGACCAGUGACGUUGAGCUGCUCCCUGGACCGGACUGCGUUCUGUUGUGGCGAAACGCUCAAACUCAAAUCCAUCAUCGACAACCAGGGCGAGGACAGCGUCAAGCUAAAAGUGCGGUUGCUCCAGUUUUGCGAGUUUUUCGUCGAACGUGGCGUGCUGGGCGUCACAAAGGAGGUCCAACAUUUGGUGCUGGAAUACAAGGGUGAACUGGUGCCAUCCCGGGAUCAUCAGGAUACCUGUGCCAGCCUGCGGAUACCGACGGUGCCUACGACACUGAUGGGCGUUUGCCGCCUGGUGCAAAUCUAUUACAUGUUGACGGCAUGCCUGGAAUUUGAGAAAUCGGGCGAUGAUUUGCACAUUAAUUUCCCCAUCACCAUCGGAACGGUACCAUUCCGAAUACCGAACAGCAAUCUGCAACCGCACAUAGGAUACGACGUUGCCACUGACCACGUGGAAGGUGGAAUUUAUAUAGGACCGGAAUUCCUGCUGGGGGAAGUGUACGACGGAUGCAACGUUAGCGACAACGAAUACCGCGACCUGGCGCCCCUCUACCGCCCGGUGUACCUCACGGUUGUUCGCAGCUCUCAGCAGAUAUCUGCCCGUGCCAUCGCCGGUCGCACUAAUCGCAAAAAAUCCUCCUGCGAGGUGGAAAUCGCUGAAAUACACCGGAAAUGAAUUGACUCACCGUCGAGCUGACAGCAAGCGAAGCAGAGGUAAACAUAAACAUGCCAUAGACCACCUAUGAAGGCGGAGGAAAUGCCGCCCACCUACCUAGGUAGUUGCUUGCAUGCACGCACCACCGCAAACAGUAGUGUACUAGUCUCUGCCCACAUUACACAAGUUUACGAAAAAAAGUGAAACAAGAAACCCGAGAUAUAAAGCAAAAGUGUGCAUAAGUUGAGCGAAAAAUUAACAAUUUAUCUAAAAAGAUUUCUUUGCUAAUUAAAAAUAAAUUAGGUUACUGUCUAAUGUCACAUGAAAAAAAACUGCUGAAGAGUAUCAACAUUUGAGAUAUAUUUAUUAUUCUUUAUUUAUUUAAUUUCCACAAUAUUUGUUUUAGAAGUUUCUAUGCCUAGCGUUCGUUUGCAAUCCAUCUCAAAUUAAUUUUUAUUAAGAUAGAACACAGCAGAGCUACAUGUGCACGGAACUGCCAAACUACCCAAAAUUGAGUUCUUUUGACGCAAUCCCAUAGUACCGCCCAAUAAGCCAAAUUUGAGUAAAUCGAUUAAACUCACACUAGGUUAAUUGCCUUUACCUCCAGCAAAAAAAUAUACUUAAGAGUAGGUAAAUUCAACCCAAGACUCCCCCCUCAUUCAACCCAAAUUUGAGUAUACCUACAUUUAAUCAAAAUUGGCUUAUUGGGCUCAAGGACCCCCAUUGGGUAGAUGCAUCUCUGUUUGUUUUUGACAACAUCGGUGGGGGAAAGAGGGAAAUAACCUAAUUUUGGGUAACUAGUUUAUUCGAUAUACUCAGCUUUGAGUAAAAUCGACCCAAAAAUUAGGUAGUUUGAUUUCUCCGUGUGUAUAUCGUUAUCUAAAAAAGUUGUUAAAAAAUAAGUGUUUUCAGCCAGCUAAAAACUGAUAUCCUAUUAUUCUGAAACAUAAAAACCUCAAAUGUUUCCUUGUUAUGGUAACUUGUUUAUACUCCAUUGCACGGUGACGUCAUCAAGAAAUCGCUCUCUUUCGCUCCUACGGGAAAUUAUAAAACAACAGGACCAACACCUGUCAAAUUUGACAGGUACUGGUCCUGUUGUUUUCAAACUCUCUGAAAGAGCGAAAGAGAUAGAAUUUCGCCGUGAGGUGGUCUAUAUAGUAUCCCUUCUUAUACACUGAAAUAAAUUUUGUUGUACAAACUACCGAUUUCAUAGUCAAAUUACUAACCGUACCUAUGAUUCUCAAGCGACAGCUAUUUCCUGUUAAUUCCACUAAAACACUGUCAAUUUAACUAGCAGUGCUAUUAACAUUACCAAAAAUAAUCUAAAUUUAACAGCUGGGCAGUGUAUUUUUAACCAUACCGUGUUGUAAGAUGCGUGUCCAGGAAAAAAUGACAAUGUUUUGUUGUUGAGACGACUACGCUUUUAGUCAAAUUUACUGCAAUGCAUUGUUACUUCAAUCAUAUUUCAGUGAACUUAACAGAUUUUGUUGUCGGUUGAGAAUCAUAGGUACGGUUAGUAAUUUUACUAUGGAAUCGGUAAUUUGCACAACAAAAUAUAUUUCAGUGUAUCUAUGUUGCAAAAUUCGAGAGACUUGUUUGAAACUGACGACUUUGAAAAACUGGAAUUAAAAAUGCUCCUUACACCCCUCCUCCGCCUAUUAAGAGAAGUCGUUCUCAUAUGCCACUGCUAAAUAUUUGCAUAACUGGCCUUCUUUCUUCUCCCUAAAAAUGUACAUUGUUUGAAUACAACCCCACAACAACCGUACGUCCAUAAAUUACGCCAAGCUAACUGAAAAUUUUCGCACACUCCCCCUAAAAACGUUACAUAAUUCUUUGACAGCUCCUUAAUGGUUUCAAUUCAUUUCAAACAUCAAUCACUCUCAUCAACAAAUUUCGAAUGAAAGUUUAUCAAGACGAAAUUACAAAUUUUGUUUGAAAUUCGAAACGCCUCCAGGGUCCUUGUGAUCCUGUUUCUUAUCAUAUUUUUUUACUCAAAAAAUUUAAGUAUGUAUUAGCAUCAUCAGCUAUCCGUGUUCCAAAACUUUGCACACUAGUGUUGACCUUCAUAGUUGCAAUCUGAGGAGCCAGACCCAUGGCCGGCCAGGCCUCUGAUCAGCCACCCACUUUAUUCACUUUACUUCACAUACCGUAACACCAUCCAUCUGCAAUGCCUGGUAUAAAGCAUACGGCGGCGCCUGUCGUGUAGUGUGAAUAAACGACACGCGUAUACAGUCCCGACCAAAAGCUUGGGAUCUUCAUGUCAGAGAAAUGGUGUUUUAAUGCCGCCAAUAUUCGGUCGAUUAUAUUCAAAAGAUAAUACCUAAUUAAAAAAAAAACUUUGAACACGAAUCAGCCAAAUUUAUAAACAAAAUUUUGCCAACUUAGCGGAAAAUCUAGAAAGAAUGCUACAUACCUAGUAAACUAGCUGUUGAUGAAUUCGACCAAAAGUUUGCGGGGGAUUGUAACAUAAGGCUGAAUUUCAAAAGGCUGAAUGCACAAAAGGCUGAAUACGAAAGGCUGAAAUCAAGAAAAUGUAGCAUAAGGCUGAAAUUACAAAAGGCUGGAAAUUGAAAAGGCUGAAAAUUCGAUAAUGCAUAUAUUAGUUAUAGCACUUCCUCCUUUUUUUUAAAUAACGCCCGGACUGAGAUCGAGCCUGCUUUUCAGCUGUGGCGUGAUCUGUUUGUUUGCGUUGUUAACACGGUUGAGGUUAGCCUUUAGCCGGUGCGUUUGAAUCGCCAUUUCAGCCUUAUGUUAUUUCAGCCUUUUCAUGCAUUCAGCCUUAUGUAAUUUCAGCCUUUCGUGUUUCAGCCUUUUGUUAUUUCAGCCUUUUGUAAUUCAGCCUUUUUACAUAACCCGUUUGCGGGGUCACCACAUUAUCCAUAUCCGCUCAGAAUCCUAUUUAUAGUAAGUUUCUCCUAACAAUUCUAGAGCAUUCACACCAUGGAACAUUGGAAUACCAUGUUCGGUAAAUUUUUGACGAAAAUAGAACAGCUGAAUACAGCUAUACUGCAUUGUUUACCUUUUGCACCCGGUUUUGACAGUUGGUGUACUGAGCCUCAGUAAAAUCGAUUACCGAAGCUACCGAAAUAGUUCUGCUGUUCUAUUUUCGUCAAAAAAGUGCUGAACAGGCAAUUCAGGAAUGAGUGUGUUCUCUAAGACAUUCUUACAGUGUCUGACUCAGAAUUAAGGAUUCAUCCUCAAGAAUUCCUCCAGGAAUUUCACCCGCGAUUCUUUCAGACGAUCCUUUUAGUAUUUCCAAAGGGCUUUCUCCCGUGUUUUUUUUUUCAGACCUUCCUCUAUAGAAUUUUUUUAGGUAUUCCACCCGGGAUUUCUUAACAAAUGUCACCUGGGGUUCCCUCAAGGAUUCCUCCAGGGAUUCCAUCAGGAAUUGCUCGCGUAUUUUCUUUCAGAGAUUCCUCCCUGAAAUUCAUUCACUGAUUUCUUCCGGGAUUCUAUCAGGGAUCCAUUUCGAUAUUUUACCUGGUAUUCAUUUCACGAUUUUGCCCCGAGAAUUCUUACGGGAAUUUUAAGGGAUUUCUCCUGGGAUUCCUUCAGUUUUUUUUGUCUGAAACACCGUUAGCGAUUUAUCCCAGGAUUCUUUUGGAGAGAGAUUCUUUCUAUGAUAUUUUUCGGCACUAGGAAUUGAUUUCUUUCGGAAUUCCUUCAUAGAUUUCCACGAGAUUCCAUUCCAUCAGUUUUCUUGGGUUUUCAUCGGGGAUAACUCCUGUGAUUCUUUCAUGGAUUCUAUCAAGAUUCUGUCAACCAUUUUUCCAGGAUUUCUUUCUACAAUUCUUUUAGGAGUUUUGCCGGGAUUACUUCAGGUUUUGUCUCGGAAUACUUUUUCCGAGAUUUCCGCAGGAAUUUCUCCCGGGAUUGAUUAUUUGCGGUAUUUUUCAUUGAUUUCUCUGAAAUUUCCGUUAGAGAUUCCUUUAAAGAUUUUUUCCUGGAAAUCCUUCAGGGGUUCAUCCAGGAUUCUAUCAGGAAUCUCUCCAGAGAUUUCUUUACUCGUAUAUUCAAAGGGACUCCUUUUGGGAUUACCUCAUGAAUAGGUCGGCGUUCGGUCAGAGUGGACUAUGCGGUUUUUUAGUUAAGUAAAGAUAUGCGAAGGAAUUCGAAAACUCUGAACUUUUCGUCAUUAUUUUGAAUCAGAUGUUUCGGAUUCCUUAUAAACCAGGGAAUGAAAUUAUCGAUCACGAUCGCGAUAGUAGAAAACUCUCCCACACGCAUUAUCGGCGACAAAAGACGUGCGAUAAAUUCAGACCCGGGUUUCUCUCGAGAAUGUGUUUUCGCUCGUUCCGCAGCGCCGAAAAUCGAUUAUCAUCAGCAAUGAAAAGUUGACUGGUUUGCUUUCUGCUCUUUGUUCGCCUUUCCGUAGCCCGUCGUCACCGGCUGUAGCUUUUAUGUAUAAAAUUUCUGUCCUCUCUCGAGCAACUUGUGUGGUCGAGUGGUUAUGGUGCGCGCUCAUACACAUUUUUGUCGAGGGUCUAGGUUCGAAUCCCGUUAGCGGCAAAUUUUUGUUAUUUGCCUUCUGAUAAUUAUCGCGAUAACUUUGCAGGCGAUAAAGUUGGAUAGCGAAAAUGAAAAGAGCGAUUUCCAGUUUUCGGCUAUCUUUGAUCGGGGACAAACAGCAACACGCGAUAAACAUUUCUUACAGGAAAAGUAAAAACAGAAAAAAUCGGUUGCUCGAAAAACGCCGUUUUUCGUCUCAAUUUGCUGAUAAUUUCAUUCCCUGUUAUAAACAUCUGUUAAGAAUUAUUCGCGGAGCAGGAUUCUUUCAUGAAGGGCCCAUAUAACCGAGGCGGUAAACGCACGCGUGUUCAGCCUGACCAUGCUGAGGGGGACGGGUUCGAUUCCCGGUCGGUCCAGGAUCUUUUCGUAAAGGAAAUUUCCUUGACUUCCUUGGGCAUAGAGUAUCUUCGUGCCUGCCACACGAUAUACGCAUGCAAAAUUAUCAUUGACAGAGGAAGCUCUCAGUUAAUAACAGUUAAUAAGCUGAGAAGCAGGCUCUGUCCCAAUGAGGACGUUACCCCAAAAAGAAAGAAGAAGAAGAUUCUUUCAUAGGUUCUUCUUGGGUUUCCAUCAGGGAAUUCUCCUAAGGUUGUUUCAGGGCCUUCUUCAAAGAUUUCUCGGGGUUUUUUUAGGGUUCUUUCCCGAGAUUUCUUCAUUGAUAUCUUCCGGGAUUCCUUUAGGGAUUUCUUCCUGGGUUUCUUCCGGUAUUCUUUCAGAUAUUCAUUUAGAGAUUCUUUCUAGGAGUUUUCCUGGUUUCUUUUAUGGAUUCCUUCAGAGAUUUUUCCAGUGAUUCCUGGAUUCAUUGUUCCCGAAUUUCUUUUAAGGAUUUUGCCCAAGAUUUCUUCCUAGAUUCGUUCGGGAAAUCGUUCAAAGAUUUUUUAAAUAAUUUCUCGAGAGAUCCUUUUGGGACUACUCCAGGAAUUAUUUCAUAACCGUAAAAGUCCGUAAAAUUCACAUACAUUUUGCCUCACGUUUGAGAGAACAAAUGCGUCAAAUGGAGCGGGUUGGUAAGGUAACUCAUUGUUCUUUCCAAGUGAGCGAGCAAACAAGACAUAGAUAUUAGUGUUUUUCGAAAUUGGAAUCUAUUGCAAGGUAUCCAUUGUCACAAUGGCCAUCUUUGGAUUCUUACAUCUGCGUCCUUAAUGCCUCCCGGGAUUCCUUCCUAGAUUUCUCCUAGGAUUCCUUCCCGGAUUCUAUUAGAGAUUCUUUCAGGAUUCUCUCAGGUAUCCUCUCAGGUAUCAGGUUAUCCUGGGUUUCUUUCAGGGAUUACUCCAGGAUUCUUUCAUAGAUUGCUCCCGGUAUUCCUUCAAGAUUUUUAUUCGGAAUUCUAUCAUUCGCCAGGGUGUCCCCGGGAAUCGUCGCGGGAUUCCUAUCAGGGAUUCUACCGGGGUUUUUCCAGAGAUUUCUUCCAGAUUUCUUUGUGGGAACCCUACCGUGAUACCUCCUAGGAUUUCUCCCGGGACUUUUCUUGAGACUGAAUUACUCCAGAUAAUGUUUCCGGGAUUCCUGCGAGUAUUACUCCAUGUGGGGGAGAAGAGGAUUCUUCGAUAGUGUAACGAGCCAUGUUUCAUAUGUUCAGCAGAAUGCUCCCAAUCUUUGAAAUGAGUCCAGAAAAGAAAUAUGAACAAAUCACUUUUUCAUAUUUUACGAGCGGAGCUACCAAGGUGUAGAAUUUUGCAAUCAAGUAUGCCUUGGUAGACCAAACAUCAAAGAAGUGAAAAAUAUUUGAUUCAUUCUUGUACUAGCUCUUGUUAGAAAUAGACGUUAUAUACAUUGUUCCCAAGCCUUUUAUUGGUUGAUCAUAACAGGUCCAAAAUUUUCGACUUUCAUAGAUCAUAUUGAUAUGUUGCCCUAAACGUAUGGCCGAUGACAUGAAUAGUUCAUUUAUUGAAUAACUUUUUUCUAGAUUUUUUCGCUAUGUUUGAUAAAAGGCAGUCAUCCGUAACCCGUAACGUGGGUAGAUCACCUUGGAAUGGUGUGUUACGGCGUAAGAUCUGCCAUACUAUACCAAAUUUUAAUCUUGCUAUUUUCCAGUCUGGUUAAUUUAAAUGCAGGAUCAAGAUUUGGUUUACUUUUUUUACUGUUUUUUUGUUUAUUAAUUGUUUUUUAUUCUGUUUUUGUAAUUUGUUUUUCACUGCUAAUAUACUGUUUGUUUCAGAGGAAUGCAGGUAAAUUUGUCCUAUGUGUAAAUAACACAAUUUACAAUAAAUAUAACUAUUGUGAACGUAUCACCAUUUAAUACUAUUUUCUAUUUCAGAUUUACAAGCAGCGAUCAAAACGGUAAAGCAUCUCUUUUUUAGGAAGAUUAAGAUUACCGUACGAUUCAGUGGCAGGUAGACCACGGUGUCCGCGUCGAUUUCUUCGAGCCGAGUUUCGUAAUUUCGCGUGUUCUGUUUCUUCGAGUACAGUUUCGUAAUUUCACGGGUGUUGGUGUGUGUUUCUUCCGUUUCUUAUUUUCGCGAACCUUGUUUUACGCAAACUAUUUUUGAUAUAAAAAAAAUGAAAUGUCUGGAAGCCAUCCGGUAGUUAAAAUACAGUGAUCGGGGCGUGAGUGUGGUAUCCGGGAUCAGCCGUACGACGCCAGCUAGCAGUAGAUGCGGGGUUGUUUUCUCGAAUUGAUUGUGCGGUGGACAUUAUUCCCUGACAUAGUGGUUUCUGCUUUUAGUUGUGUUGCGAGUACGUACACGCUGCAUUACACGAACACCACUUGAGUUACUGGUUGAAAAUAGUAAACAAAGAUCAGCUGUUCCCAGCAAAAUCAAAUGGGCAUAUUUUCAACCAGUAGAUUUGCAUUAGUGUUCGUGACACCGCGCUGCGAAACCACUAUGUCGCGUAUGUGAGGACGAAUUUUUCACGAGUGCAUCGUUCGUAGCAAAACAAGAAUCGGUCUGGUGAUUGUAGCAAUUUGUUUACCAAAACAAAUCAUCCCUUCCCGUAUCCAAACUCCUAGUGAUUACUCGUAGUAACGCAGAGAAUUCCUCGGUUAUUGGCCUAAGCGAGAAUCACGUCAUCACUUCCUUCCCUAUCCUCAAUUGGAUUCUUUAGGGGUAAACUAGUCGAAAUUCAAAAUUUCAUAAUUUUUGGAGUCCGGGAACUAUUUUUAAAAUGCAUUUAAAGUUUGUAUGGGGAAAAUUUUCUGUUCGGGUCGAACUGUCACUUUAUCGAUUGAACUGUCAUUCUAUCCACGAAAAUUAAAUUUGUGUUGUUGAUUUAACCAUCAAAACAAAGGUAUUAAAAUCCAAUAAAAUCACGUUAUAGACAAUAGAGUUAAUAAACUAUAGAGGACGAAUGUCGCUGCUGUUCCCUUUGUUCUCGUUCGCAAACAUGUCGGGUAUCUGUCUGUCAAACUGCAUACUUUUUCGCUUUGACACUUAUAGCCCGCCCUAUCUCCGCCAGCAAGAGAUGUUUCGGCAGCGACGCCAGCGACAUUCGUCCUCUAUAGUUUAUUAACUCUAUUUUAUAGACGAGUGCACCGCCCGCUGAAAGUUCACUCGGGCAGCAAAUUUUGACACCACAGCGGGGUCGACUCUCAACAAUUUCUACCCAGCUGAAAAUUUGUUUAAUUUAUUGCAUCUAAUUUUCGCUAUUAAGUUGCAAAAAUAUUGGCUAGUGCAUUAACUAUAUGCAUAUGCAUCACUUUAAAUGGAAAUUCAUGUAAGAAAUCAAAGAAAAAAAUUAUCAGCGCAUUUUGGUGAUGCAUCUCUGAGUAGAAGUUGUUGAGAGUCGACCCCGCUGUGCUGUCAAAAAUGUUCAGGCUCAGUGAACUCAGUGUUCAUCGGUGCUCUCGUCUAUACUCAGAAAAAUGAGCUCUUUCGAUUAGGCUACAGAAAAUAGCAAUAUUAUCUAAACAACCCAAUUGACCUGCAUUCGGACGCGGCCGGCGCUGGUAUUGCUUUUUAAAAAAGUAUUGGGAUGCCAGCAUUUACACAAUGAGGAGAAGGCUAGUCCCAAGCAUUAUCUGUUGGUUCUUUGUGUAAAUGCAGCUGUCCUUGCAAUAACAGAGGAGCAACCGCGGGCGGUCAAUCAUGCUCAUGUUCAUGCUCAUGCUCAUGCUCAUGUUUGAUAAAAGGCAGUCAUCCUUAAAUUUUAUCGAAUCAAUUUUCAGAGACUAUGCUUUAAAUUUCAAUAAGGCACUUUAGAUCAACUAUUCACACUACUAUAUUUUGGCUCAAUCAUAUUCAAAGUUUGUAUGACUUACCGUUUUUUAAAUGAGACCUUGAGUUUUGAAAGUAUAUUUGC